AUGAAUGCCAACACAAUCCUUUUUGCAAAUCCCAUUCCGAAAGUUUAUCGGACUCUACCACCGCCGAGAUCUGAAUUGGUUGAAGUUUUGGCAUUCAUUUAUACAGGUCCAGUACAACCAACUGAUGAGGAAUUCAAAAAGACACCUUUACUCGUAGGUCAUAAUCGAGUAGCAAAUGCACUGGAGUGGCUCAAACUAAACCACAUUGACUAUCAUGACAUUGAUAUAUCCUAUGACAACCUCAAAUCAUAUCCACAGAAUCAGCCACCUGUUGUUAUGUCCUAUAAUCCUCAGUUUAAGCCAAAGGAAGGCAUAGCUAAAAGCGUGCAUGGAUCUUUGGAUGAAGAAGAGGGUACCGCCUCAGGCCCUUGUCCCUUGGUUGUGCAUGGUGUUACUGGGGAACAGCUGCAUAUGAAAAGUAUAAAAUCUUUGAAAGCGCUAGCUGUGAAACAUUUAACCUCUGGUGGUCAAGUGAUGGCUAUGGGUCAUGCAGAAAAUCUGGAGUCCAUCUACAACAAUCCACAAUUGUACCCGCAAAUAUUUCCAUGGUUAUUUCCCUACGGCUUGGGGGGAAUAGCACAACCUAAUUAUUAUACUAAGAUAUCUGAGCUGGCUCACAAACAACAUUUGCUGAUGUAUCAUGACAAAAGAUUCCAACUGGAUGAAUACUUUCCUAUUAUUGCAUUCAACCAUGAGCAAAAUAAAGGCCAGCACUACCGGGGGGUUCUUGCUAGCUGA
Molecule: messenger RNA, 738 nt
Organism: Gloeophyllum trabeum ATCC 11539
Lineage: Eukaryota; Fungi; Basidiomycota; Agaricomycetes; Gloeophyllales; Gloeophyllaceae
Exons: 1
Coding region: 1-738 (245 amino acids)
Source: RefSeq, a predicted model, not a curated record